AUAUUGAAAUUAUUGUAUUAUCUACAUUAACUUGUUGUGCGUCUUUUACUGGAUUUUCUUUGAAAUUAGUUUAUGUAUUCAUUGUUAGUUAAGUUAUGGGAUAAAUUUCUGUACAACUGUAUAAUUUUGAAAAAGUGAUUGAUAUUAAAUAUAAUAAUGGCCAUUCCACCGUUUCCUUCACAAGAUUUGGCCAAACUUGUGCUGGGAUAUUUGGCUGAGGAACAGUUAAUGACUGCUUAUGAUGAAUUUCUCCAAGCAAGUCCAUACCUUGAUGCUAUGCAAAAUGAAUACGACAGGAUAUUUAUGACAUCUCUCAAAAAUAUUUUGGCAGAGUAUAGAGCCGUCAAAAUAUAUGUGGAAACUUGCAGACCCUUUACACUCAGGAAGAAGCUGUUUCAAUGUUCUAGCCUGUUAGAAAUUGUUAAGUUUUUAAUCAAUUUCGUUGAUAUUAGUAAAUUAGAGGCAAUAGAAAAAUCUAACAACAUCGACAAACGCCAAGUCUCAAAUAUUUCUAAUAAUAAUGAAUGUGCUGUUUGCAAUUCUUCAAAAUUGGCCAGCUGUAUUUGCACAAAUAGACAAACCAAUCAGAAUGUGGCUCAGAAUAAUGAAAAUUUGCAUUCUGUGGAGACAACUUCGCUUGCAGACCUUCCUGGCAAUCAAGUAGCAAGGCGGAGACCAGUAAGGUUUCUUGAAAAAACAUCUACAGCUCUAUGUGGCAGUGUUCAGAAUAAUAGAGUUCAUAGUACAAAUGUAUCAAUGGAAAUGUUAAGUUAUAAUAAAGAACAAAAUUCAAGCAACUCUUUUGUUAAGUCAAGUGGAGACAAUUGUCCUAUUGGCAGUAUUAAUUCCACAGCGAAAGAAGUAGAUUUGUUAAAGGAAUCAAAAGAGAAAAUUCAAGAGUUCGAUAGUAUUUUGGAUAAAGUCUGCCAGAACAAUAAAGUAGUUGAUAAUAUUAGUAAUAUUACAAUUCAAGGGAUAGGUAACAAUUUCAUUUCUGGUGCUGGCUCUUUUCAAGAUUUUGCUUCUGGGGUCACAGGUUGUAAUAGUCCAAAUGCUCCUGUGAUUGAAUUUUCUGCAUCAGAAACUACAAAAAUGCAGAUUGCCGCCAAUAAAGAUACUGAAAAUAUGAAAGAUGCUCAAGCUGUAGAUAAGUGUGAAUUGUUUUUUAAAGUAGAACCAAAAAGGAACUCUCAAAAACGGAAUUCCCAAGUUCUUACAACAUUAAAACCUAAACCACCAAAAGAACAGAAGAUAAAAAUUCUAUCAAAUGUUAAAGUAGAUAGUCCAUUCCAAAAUAAUGAGAGAAUACAUAAAAUGCCACAGAAUAAUGCUACCUCUACUCCUGUACAAAUGCAGACUAUUGUCAUCAAUGGAAAACCUGCUUAUAGAACACACCCUACAAGGGCAAAUCUACAGAGUUUUACAAAAGAUGAAAUUCUGGCUAUGCCUACAAUUAUUGUGGUGCCAGUGUCUAAUCAAUCUCAGAUAUCUUCAUGUUCCCAGACAACCACCACAACAUCGCAAAAGGAAAUGACGUCAAAUACAAUAGAUCCGGAAGAAAGAUGUUUGGGACCCCUUAUAAUUGACGUCCCUAAUAGUCCUAUAAUAAAAGGAAAUAAAACUAAUGUAAUAGAAACUUCAAAAAUAUCUGGUCUUGUUAAAACUGUAGAUAUUAUGAAUAACCAAAUUAAAAAUCCGUCUGUGCCCAAAGAUAGUCAUCUCACAAAUGUAGUUGAUACAAAUACUCCUCAAGUACUUCCAGUUGCCAAAAAAUCGUCGUCGACCCCACGACGCACUUCACACAUCAGGGUUUUAGAUUUUGCAACUCCCAGAAGGGAUUUACAAGAAACUAUAAAUGAGAAAAUGAUACAUCAUAACGCAAAUACUCAUGUUGAAGUAUUUAUUAGUAGACAAUCAACUGAAAUUGGUUUUGACAAUAAUUCAGUUACUACCACUGAAGAAAUUAAUGGAAUGCCUAGAACUGAAAACAAUAGUAUAGAAAAAGGAGCGACAAUAAUUAACGAUUUCACUUCAGGUAAUGUUUCUUAUCAGAAGCCAAAAAAUAAAAUUUCGGACUGGGAUGCUGACUUACGUGCAAUGGCGGCAGUAAAUGAAAAUCAGGUAUUACAAAAUUCCACUAGCAAAAAAACAAAGAAAAAGAAACCAGAGAAAAAAAAAAUUAAAGAUGAUGAUGUUGUAGAAAUUAAUACUGUUAAACCAAAAAGUAAGAAAUAUCGAAAAAAAGAAGCAUCCACUGUUGUUAUAGACAAAGAAGUUGCAAAGGUUCAGGAUUUCCCUUCUAUUAAACCUACUAUAAAUAUAAAAAGUGGAAAUGACUGGAAUGCCGUUUCUUUAAAAGGUGUAAGCAAAAAAGAGAAUGAAAAAAACUCUAAGCCAAAUGACGAAAAAUGUACUGAAACCCCUGAAGGGGAUAGAUUAACACUGCAAAAUGUUGUUGAUGCAAAGUUGAAUAUUUCUGAAUUAUUAGAAACUCCAUAUAAACAAGCUUUCUAUGAUAUACAAAUGGAAACGCCCCGAUGCUUAGGUCUUGACUUACCUGGAGAACCAAUGUCAGAUGUAAAAAUUAUGAAUAUACCGACACCAAGAUUUUUUGAUAGUCCUAAAAUAGUUCAUUUGACUCCCUCAUCGUAUUCAUCACGCCCUACUGACUAUUCAAGUGGUGGAUCAUACUAUAAACCUGAUGACCAAGACUAUUUGAGAAUUUCUGAUUUAGAAGGUCCGAUCAUUUCGUCAAAAGACGAGCCUUGUAAAGAAAUAUCCAAUGAAGGUUGCGAUGAUAGUGCAAAGCCUUCGAGACCUGUAAGAAAAUGUGCUAAAAAUGUUUCAUAUUACAGAAAUUCUAGACUGAAAGAAACAGAAAACAAGUCUAACCUCAUUUCUCCUAAAAAUGAUACUAUAACAGCCAAAAGUAUAUCUGAUGACAAGAAGGAAGAAUAUAUAAAACCUGAAAAUAAACCCAAAGAAGCGCAAUGUAAAAGUGAAUUAAAAAAGAGGAAUUCCAAAAAGCGCAAAUCACCCAUGAUAAAAGAUAGAUCUUUUAUGAAAAUUAAACCUAGUGCUCGUACACCAUCUAAGGAAAAUUUACGCAGGACAAAAAAGAGCGUUUUCCUUAGUAAGUCCCCCAAGUUUCAAAAAAAAUUCAAGGAGAGGAAUAGUAAUGCAACACCUAUUAUUCCAUCAGUACCUACAAAAUCACGUAGAAAGUCGUCUACACCUAGAAAACUGCAUUGUAGUAAAACUUUUAACUCCGAAAGUUCUGAACAAGAUUCACCAAAAGAUGUUAAAGGCACAAAAAACAUAAUUUGUGGCACAAAUUCUACUAACGUACAGGAUUCUGAUACAGAACAGUUAGCUUUGCGUUGGUCAGAUGAUGGGUCACAAGACAUUAAAAGUGUUCAAGAAUUAAGCACAACAAAUGAAAUAGAGGACUUAUCGAAAAUCCAGGAAUACCUUGAAACCACCAAUAAACAAUAUGAAGUCCAGGUUGGCACUUUGCAAAUUGAUUUAAUAAAAAGGGGAUUUGAUGCUGAGACUGCUAAAAUCAUAGAGAGGGAUUUAUUAGAUACGCCACCGCGAAAUGAUGGAAACACUGCAGAGCUUGAAACAUCAAGUAAUUCACAAAAUGGAGAUAAGACCUUUAUGCAGAAAACUCUUAAACCCGAUGAUAGCAAUUCCACUAUUGAACCAAAAACAUGUAAAUCAUUAGAUGAAAGUGAAUAUGAAGUAGAACUCUCUGUCAGUGAAUGUAAUGAAGAAAGCAAGAAUUUUUUUGCUUGUGAAUACGUUGGGCAGAUAGAAAAAUCGAAUUCAUCGCCAGUAACUCUCAAAGACUCCUUCACAAUGGAAAUAUGUGUAGAUGAUGAUUUGACCAUAAGGUUACGAGCAACCCCAUUCACUGUGCUAUUUGAUCAAGAUCCUAGUGAAGAACAAGAAAUGUAUAAUGCAAAAGAAACGGAAGAUGCGGUUAAUUCUAUAGUAAACAUUGAUAAACUUUACACUCCUCUUAAAGAUACCGCAAAAGCCCAGUGUUAUGAAAUUUUUAACUCCACGCUAACGAGCUUGGAUACUCCUCUCAAAGUUAGCAGUCCAAAAACUGGCCAUGAAGUCACUGUGUCUGAAGUAGUUAUAGAACGGGAUAGAACGGAUUCGAAAGAUAAGACAGAAACGAAAAAGCGUAAGAGACCACAGAGCAACAGCAUAGAUGAACCUAUUGAAACAAAGAAAACAAAACCGGAUCCACAAUAUUUAUUGUCAUCUGCAAAUAUUCAAAAUAUGGAUAUAGAUUCAGUACUAGAAAAGUUACAUGGGCCUUAACAGAUCGAUAUGUUAUUAAUGUGGGCUUUGCUAAUCAGAUCUCAUUGUGUUCUUUUGUAUGUUAAGGAGAGUUAUUGAAUUUAUAAGAAUCAACACAUAUUUUAUAAGAAAUGCUUUAACUAAGAACAAUAAAAUUAUAUGUGUAAAACACAUAGUUGAGUCCUACUGUAAUUGGAUUGAUUAGAUUGUUAAGAUAAUAUAAUGUAAUAUGUUAUUGUGCGAGCCACUUUAGUGAUAUAGUAAACUUUGUACAUGUAAAUUGUGUUAUUUUUAAUGGAAAACUGACAAUCAUAAUACGCAAAUGUUAUAAGAAAACUUCCAAGGGCCUAUGAAGUGGAAUAUAGUGCCAUAAAUAUGGGUCACUAGGUAAAAGUAAAGACAGCGGUCCACCGCUUUGAAGAUGCUAUAUGUGGGACAAGAAAAAAAUUAAUAAUUUGGUAUCAUGAAAUUCAGUUUGGCACCGGACGAAAAGGAAUCAUAAGGGUUUUGUUAUCGGGCGGAAAGCAAAAGCGACUUGAGGCUGAGUGAUGACUGAUGACUAAACAUUGAUAAUUUUUGUGGUAAAAUAAAACUUUCAGUACACGCUCCUUAAGGAGCACUGUACAAAUGUAUAUAUAGGUCUUAAUUUUUGUGUUAAAAUAAUAAAUCUAUGUACAGUGAGUAAAUUAACAUUAUACUCAAUUAUGUUAUUUUCGUAAAAAAUACUUUAUCUAUAAUUAAAUAUACCCAAGAGUUGCA
This is a messenger RNA of Bombyx mori (domestic silkworm), 5073 nucleotides long. RefSeq lists its product as uncharacterized. The coding region runs from base 157 to 4335 and encodes 1392 amino acids. NCBI's taxonomy places the organism in Eukaryota, Metazoa, Arthropoda, Insecta, Lepidoptera, Bombycidae. The record is from RefSeq and is a predicted model, not a curated record. The transcript has 9 exons.